Molecule: messenger RNA, 1116 nt
Organism: Odobenus rosmarus divergens (Pacific walrus)
Lineage: Eukaryota; Metazoa; Chordata; Mammalia; Carnivora; Odobenidae
Gene: RAB39B
Product: RAB39B, member RAS oncogene family
Exons: 2
Coding region: 307-948 (213 amino acids)
Biological process (GO): Rab protein signal transduction
Cellular component (GO): Golgi membrane
Molecular function (GO): GTP binding; GTPase activity
Source: RefSeq, a predicted model, not a curated record
CUUUUACAGACAGUGUGGCAGCCCCGAGCGUCGCGUCUACGCGCGGGAUUACAGUAACUCGGUUGUCAGUGAUGAGUCAGAGUGCGUGGUGCUGAUGCUGCUGCCAUUUCAUCACCUCUGCGAGCGCAGCAUCCAUUCCUUCGCUCUCCCUGAGCCUGGGCCUACCGCGCCUGAGGCUCCCAGGCCAGCGAUGUGCUCGCGGCCGAUCUAGAUCCGGACCAAGCCACGCUCUCCGAGGCCUCGGCUGGGCGCCUCUCUCGCCGCCCACGGCCGGCCCGGGCCAAGGAGACCUGCUGAUACCCGGCCAUGGAGGCCAUCUGGCUAUACCAGUUCCGGCUCAUUGUCAUCGGGGAUUCCACGGUGGGCAAGUCCUGUCUGAUCCGCCGCUUCACCGAAGGCCGCUUUGCCCAGGUUUCGGACCCCACUGUGGGAGUGGAUUUUUUCUCCCGUCUGGUGGAGAUCGAGCCAGGAAAACGCAUCAAGCUCCAGAUCUGGGAUACCGCGGGUCAAGAGAGGUUCAGAUCCAUCACUCGCGCCUACUACAGGAACUCAGUAGGUGGUCUUCUCUUAUUUGACAUUACCAACCGCAGGUCCUUCCAGAAUGUCCAUGAGUGGUUAGAAGAGACCAAAGUGCACGUUCAGCCCUACCAAAUUGUAUUUGUUCUGGUGGGUCACAAGUGUGACCUGGAUACACAGAGGCAAGUGACUCGCCACGAGGCAGAGAAACUGGCUGCUGCGUACGGCAUGAAGUACAUUGAAACGUCAGCCCGAGACGCCAUUAAUGUGGAGAAAGCCUUCACAGACCUGACAAGAGACAUAUAUGAGCUGGUUAAAAGGGGGGAUAUUACAAUCCAGGAGGGAUGGGAAGGGGUGAAGAGUGGAUUUGUACCAAAUGUGGUUCACUCUUCAGAAGAGGUUGUCAAAUCAGAAAGGAGAUGUUUGUGCUAGUCAGCUGUUUUAUUUCCAAAACAUGCUCUCCCACCUGAACUUAAAAGUGAUCAAAAUGAAAAGAAUCCCUGCGUGACUGAAUGGACUCAACCUCCAUUUUACAUACAAGUGAGCCUCCUUCUCAAGGGGUUUCUGACAGGCUGUGGGUUGGUGGAUGUGGGAGCCUGG